This is a messenger RNA of Rangifer tarandus platyrhynchus (Svalbard reindeer), 822 nucleotides long. The record is from the annotation of a GenBank genome assembly. NCBI's taxonomy places the organism in Eukaryota, Metazoa, Chordata, Mammalia, Artiodactyla, Cervidae.
AUGGAUUCUCUUAACUGUGCAAAGGCAUCUGAUUCAGCUAUGGAAACUGAGAAUCAGAGUGACAACUCUUCCUCUGGUAGCAGCUUAUUUAAAACUCAGUAUGUUCCUGCUCCACCUAAACAGAAGCAAAGAAACACUGUUAGAAAAUUCGUUCACAUACCCAAAAGUACUCAAGCAACGGAGUCAUCUAGUGACUCAUCUAUAGAGCCAAGACCACUGACUUUAAAGGCUAUUUUUGAAAGAUUCAAAAAUAAGAAACAUAAACGUAAAAAGAAGAAAUACAAGCCAACGGGAAGAUCAGCAGGAAGACCAAAAGGAAGGAGAACCACUAGAUUCUCACAAAUUACUGAGGAACAAUUUAAAGACAAAAGACCUGGUUUCCCAUUUUUAGAAUCAGAAAAUGGAAGAAAACCAUUACCUUGGAGAAAAAUUUUAACCUUUGAGCAAGCAGUGGCAAGAGGAUUUUUUAACUACCUUGAAAAACUGAAGUAUGAAUACUACCUCAAGGAAUCCUUGAAGCAGAUGAAUGUUGCUGAAGAUUUAGAAAAAGAAGACUUUGAUAGUCGAAGAUACAGAUACUUGGAUGAUGAUGGAUCUCUCUCUCCUAUUGAAGAGUCAGCCACAGAGGAGGAGAUUGCAGCAAACCUUGAACAUGAUGAAUGUGAUAUUAAGUUGGUGGAGAAUAGUUAUUUCAUAAUAAGUUCUGAAUUUCCAAAGAAGAAGAAUGUAUAUUUGGAUCAAGAGGAAUAUACUGAAGAAACUGCUUUGCUUAAAAAGAGAACAUCAAAAUCUAAACACUGGACAGAGGACAAAAUGGGCUGA